GACGACGACAACACCAAGCCAGCCCCACGACAGCGACCUUUCAGCACCAACGUCGCAAUCAUGGCUGUCGGCAAGAACAAGCGCCUCUCAAAGGGAAAGAAGGGUCUUAAGAAGAAGACCGAUGCCUUCGCAAAGAAGGAUUGGUACAACAUCAAGGCUCCUUCCACUUUCCAGAUCCGCGACGUCGGCAAGACCCUCGUCAACCGUACCACCGGUCUGAAGAACGCAAACGAUGCCCUCAAGGGCCGGAUAGUCGAAGUUUCUCUCGCCGAUCUCCAGAAAGAUGAGGACCACGCUUUCCGCAAGGUCAAGCUCCGAGUCGACGAGGUUCAGGGCAAGAACUGCUUGACCAACUUCCACGGUCUCGACUUCACCUCUGACAAGCUCCGCUCCCUCGUCCGCAAGUGGCAGACCCUCAUUGAGGCCAACGUCGUCGUCAAGACCACCGAUGACUACCUCCUCCGCCUCUUCGCCAUUGCUUUCACCAAGCGAAGGCCGAACCAGAUCAAGAAGACCACCUACGCCGCUUCCUCCCAGAUCCGCGCAAUCCGCAAGAAGAUGACCGAGAUCAUUCAGCGUGAGGCCAGCGCAUGCACACUCGCCCAGUUGACCCAGAAGCUCAUUCCUGAGGUCAUUGGCCGUGAGAUCGAGAAGUCUACUCAGGGCAUCUACCCUCUCCAGAACGUCCACGUCCGAAAGGUCAAGCUCCUCAAGCAACCAAAGUUCGAUUUGGGUGCCCUCCUCGGCCUCCACGGAGAGUCAAGCCAGGACGACUCAGGCCAGAAGGUCGAGCGGGAAUUCAAGGAGACCGUCCUUGAGAGCGUUUAAGCGGGUCAUGGUUGAGGGGUCUCAUUGGGUCUUUUCAACUUGUUCGACAUGAUAUGGGCAUCCAAAAGGUGUUAUGUUACGGAAUGAAAUGGACAUAACCUUUUUCACCAUCUGAUGGCAGUGAUGGCGUGCAUGGGUGCAAACAAUCCAUAUAUCGGUGUUCAUGUGGUUGAAGAAAAAAAGUGCAUAUGAAUUGGAAUUGACAAUAUCCCUUCGAACAAGGCCACCACCUUUCAGUGAUUGGACGACAACUUUUAACGCAGAUAAUUUUACUGUUGCUUUGUGGGCAAUACCUCCCAUUCACAAUAUCAGUGGGUUUGCAUAUGCCAUCUUAUCCAGAACUUAUGUCUCACCUGUUUCCUUGGUUAUGGAUGGCCGGCCUAUGCCGUACUCUUGCCGUCCUUUGAGCUGCUUCGUAGCACGGCGUCCACUUUGUCAACUCAUCAAAAAUAGGGGACUCGUCGAUGUCCAGCCUUUUAUCAUAGCAACAACCCC
Molecule: messenger RNA, 1323 nt
Organism: Aaosphaeria arxii CBS 175.79
Lineage: Eukaryota; Fungi; Ascomycota; Dothideomycetes; Pleosporales
Product: ribosomal protein S3Ae
Exons: 4
Coding region: 61-828 (255 amino acids)
Biological process (GO): translation
Cellular component (GO): cytosol; ribosome
Molecular function (GO): structural constituent of ribosome
Source: RefSeq, a predicted model, not a curated record